AUGGGCAUCGAAAUCAGUCCCGGCAUACCCCCUCCGCUCGAUCUGUCGCCGAAUCCCCCGGCUGCGCCACCCAUGUCCUCUGCUGCGCCGCCUCCUGCUCCGCAGCUGCCGCCUCCUCCUGCGCCUCCCCCUGGCGCUCCGUUCCCUCCGCACGCCGGUCCUCCGACUGUGUGGGGAUUUGCUCCCGGCGGACAGGCCCAGUUUCAUCCCAUCUAUAACGGUGGUCUUCCACCUCUCCUUCCUGGCCUGCAGCAGCUCCACGAAGCUCAUCUCCCACAGCAUCCUGCGCCGCCUCCUGGGCCUCCGGUUCCUGCCCCCCAACUCCCCGGGUUUGAGUAUGCCUCCGGGCGGGCUCCGUAUCACCCGCCCCUAGGUGCUGGCCCCAUGGCUGCAGCUCCACUUGCGGUGGCGGGAGCCGCAGAGGGGAUGGAUCUUGAUGCUGGUGAGUCGUCCGCCGCGCCGAUGCCUCGGGACAUCCGCCCUCCGCGUCGUCGGUCCGUUGGGGUCCACCUGAGCUCCCGCGUGAUCGUGGAGCAGAUUCGGGCGCGGACCUGUGCCCCUCCUCGCGCGUUGCGGCUGUCAAGUGAGGUGCUUGUGCGACUGUGGCACGGGCGGGCGUUUGUUGAAGUGGUGACGAACGUUCUUGAGGCUGCGUUGGGGGCGAUGGAGGACUGUCCCACUGCACAUUGUAGGAUGGAUGCUGAUCGGACUGAACGGUGCCAGCUUGCCGUGCGGGACCUAGUACACGAGCUGGAGCGGACGUUGGUUGGGCCCGGUGGGGAGUUGGGCUUGGGCGCUGGUGAGGCAUGCGUCCUCGAAGAGGUGGGGAUGAAGGUGCAGUUGGCAUCAGCUGUAGCUGUUGUAGACGGCUGCGUGUCCGCGCUCCGCCUGGUGGAUAAGGUUGUCGCCAGCGUGCUUCAGUUUGCGGGCGUGACGGAGUUUGUGUAG
Closterium sp. NIES-65 is the source of this 948-nucleotide messenger RNA. NCBI's taxonomy places the organism in Eukaryota, Viridiplantae, Streptophyta, Zygnematophyceae, Desmidiales, Closteriaceae. The record is from the annotation of a GenBank genome assembly.